Plasmodium falciparum 3D7 is the source of this 3258-nucleotide messenger RNA. It is a transcript of the gene RESA, whose product is annotated as ring-infected erythrocyte surface antigen. The record is from RefSeq and is a predicted model, not a curated record. NCBI's taxonomy places the organism in Eukaryota, Apicomplexa, Aconoidasida, Haemosporida, Plasmodiidae.
AUGAGACCUUUUCAUGCAUAUAGUUGGAUUUUUUCUCAACAAUAUAUGGAUACAAAAAAUGUUAAGGAAAAAAAUCCCACCAUAUAUUCAUUUGAUGAUGAAGAAAAAAGAAAUGAAAAUAAGAGCUUUUUAAAGGUGUUGUGUUCUAAACGUGGUGUUCUUCCAAUUAUUGGAAUACUAUAUAUCAUUUUAAAUGGUAAUCUUGGAUAUAAUGGAAGUUCAUCUUCUGGCGUACAAUUUACUGAUAGAUGUUCAAGAAAUUUAUACGGGGAAACAUUGCCAGUAAACCCAUAUGCUGAUUCUGAAAACCCAAUAGUUGUAAGUCAGGUAUUUGGUUUACCCUUCGAAAAACCUACGUUUACCUUAGAAAGUCCUCCUGAUAUUGAUCAUACAAAUAUUUUGGGUUUUAAUGAGAAGUUCAUGACUGAUGUAAAUAGAUAUCGAUAUUCUAAUAACUAUGAAGCCAUUCCUCAUAUAAGUGAGUUCAAUCCACUUAUUGUAGAUAAAGUUCUUUUCGACUAUAACGAAAAGGUUGAUAACUUAGGAAGAAGUGGAGGAGACAUUAUAAAAAAAAUGCAAACUUUAUGGGAUGAAAUAAUGGAUAUUAAUAAAAGAAAAUAUGAUUCUUUAAAAGAAAAAUUACAGAAAACUUACAGUCAGUACAAGGUUCAAUAUGAUAUGCCAAAAGAAGCAUAUGAGAGCAAAUGGACACAAUGCAUAAAACUUAUUGAUCAAGGAGGAGAGAACCUUGAAGAAAGAUUGAACUCACAAUUUAAAAACUGGUACAGGCAGAAAUAUUUAAAUCUUGAAGAAUAUAGAAGAUUGACUGUGUUGAACCAAAUCGCUUGGAAAGCUUUAUCCAACCAAAUUCAAUAUUCAUGCAGAAAAAUUAUGAAUAGUGACAUUUCUUCCUUUAAACAUAUAAAUGAAUUGAAAAGUUUAGAACACAGAGCCGCAAAAGCUGCAGAAGCAGAAAUGAAGAAAAGAGCUCAAAAACCGAAGAAGAAAAAAAGUAGAAGAGGAUGGUUAUGUUGUGGGGGGGGAGAUAUCGAAACAGUUGAACCACAACAAGAAGAACCAGUCCAAACCGUUCAAGAACAACAAGUAAAUGAAUAUGGUGAUAUAUUACCAUCAUUAAGGGCCAGUAUUACUAAUUCAGCUAUUAAUUAUUAUGAUACCGUAAAAGAUGGUGUAUACUUAGACCAUGAAACAUCAGAUGCUCUUUAUACAGAUGAAGAUUUGUUAUUUGAUUUGGAAAAACAAAAAUAUAUGGAUAUGUUAGAUACAUCUGAAGAAGAAUCUGUUAAAGAAAAUGAAGAAGAACACACUGUUGAUGAUGAACAUGUAGAAGAACACACUGCUGAUGACGAACAUGUAGAAGAACCAACUGUUGCUGAUGAUGAACAUGUAGAAGAACCAACUGUUGCUGAUGAACACGUAGAAGAACCAACUGUUGCUGAAGAACAUGUAGAAGAACCAACUGUUGCUGAAGAACACGUAGAAGAACCAGCUAGUGAUGUUCAACAAACUUCAGAAGCAGCUCCAACAAUUGAAAUCCCCGAUACAUUAUAUUACGAUAUAUUAGGUGUUGGUGUUAAUGCUGAUAUGAACGAAAUUACUGAACGUUAUUUUAAGUUAGCUGAAAAUUACUAUCCAUACCAAAGAUCAGGUUCUACUGUUUUCCACAACUUUAGGAAAGUCAACGAAGCCUACCAAGUUUUAGGAGAUAUUGAUAAAAAAAGAUGGUACAAUAAAUACGGAUAUGAUGGAAUAAAACAAGUCAACUUUAUGAAUCCAUCCAUCUUUUAUUUAUUAUCUAGUUUAGAAAAAUUUAAAGAUUUUACCGGAACACCCCAAAUAGUAACUCUUUUGAGAUUCUUUUUUGAAAAGAGAUUAUCUAUGAAUGAUUUAGAGAAUAAAAGUGAACAUUUAUUAAAAUUUAUGGAACAAUAUCAAAAAGAAAGAGAAGCACAUGUAUCUGAAUAUUUAUUAAAUAUAUUACAACCAUGUAUAGCUGGUGAUUCAAAAUGGAAUGUACCAAUUAUAACAAAACUUGAAGGUUUAAAAGGAUCUCGCUUUGAUAUACCAAUAUUAGAAUCUUUAAGAUGGAUAUUCAAACAUGUCGCUAAAACACAUUUGAAAAAAUCCUCAAAAUCAGCUAAGAAACUUCAACAGAGAACCCAGGCUAAUAAACAAGAAUUAGCAAAUAUAAAUAAUAACCUAAUGAGUACAUUGAAAGAAUAUGUAGGAAGUAGUGAACAAAUGAAUUCAAUAACAUACAAUUUCGAAAACAUCAAUUCCAAUGUUGAUAACGGAAACCAAUCAAAAAAUAUUUCAGAUUUAAGUUAUACAGAUCAGAAGGAAAUAUUAGAAAAAAUUGUUAGUUAUAUAGUAGAUAUUUCCCUUUAUGAUAUAGAGAACACAGCUUUAAAUGCCGCUGAACAAUUGUUGUCAGAUAAUUCAGUAGAUGAAAAAACUCUUAAAAAGAGAGCUCAAUCAUUAAAAAAAUUAUCAUCCAUUAUGGAGAGAUAUGCAGGUGGUAAAAGAAACGAUAAAAAAGCAAAAAAAUAUGAUACCCAAGAUGUUGUAGGAUAUAUUAUGCAUGGAAUUAGCACAAUUAAUAAAGAAAUGAAAAACCAAAAUGAAAAUGUACCCGAACAUGUACAACAUAAUGCUGAAGCAAAUGUAGAACAUGAUGCUGAAGAAAAUGUAGAACAUGAUGCUGAAGAAAAUGUUGAAGAAAAUGUAGAAGAAAAUGUAGAAGAAAAUGUAGAAGAAAAUGUAGAAGAAAAUGUAGAAGAAAAUGUAGAAGAAAAUGUAGAAGAAAAUGUAGAAGAAAAUGUUGAAGAAAAUGUAGAAGAAAAUGUUGAAGAAAAUGUAGAAGAAAAUGUAGAAGAAAAUGUUGAAGAAUAUGAUGAAGAAAAUGUUGAAGAAGUAGAAGAAAAUGUUGAAGAAUAUGAUGAAGAAAAUGUUGAAGAAGUAGAAGAAAAUGUAGAAGAAAAUGUAGAAGAAAAUGUAGAAGAAAAUGUUGAAGAAUAUGAUGAAGAAAAUGUUGAAGAAGUAGAAGAAAAUGUAGAAGAAAAUGUAGAAGAAAAUGUUGAAGAAAAUGUAGAAGAAAAUGUUGAAGAAGUAGAAGAAAAUGUAGAAGAAAAUGUAGAAGAAAAUGUAGAAGAGAAUGUUGAAGAGAAUGUUGAAGAGAAUGUUGAAGAAUAUGAUGAAGAAAAUGUUGAAGAACACAAUGAAGAAUAUGAUGAAUAA